GAUGGUGGAAGUUAUGAGGAUAUGCCUGGAAAUUAUCCCACUUUCAGGACACAGGGCAGCAAACAGCUCUUCGUCUUCCGGUUCCCCAAAUUCAAUAAUUCCGUGCUAUACGACCCCAUCAUAUACUAAAAACUUGCAUGUCAGAAUUGCCAUACUUCAAACUGCUAUAGUGUACCAGGCCCCGAUAGUGACCAUAGUAUACAUCAUACGCCGUAUUGCAAGUAUACACUGUCGAGGUCGAUAUCCAAAAUUGAUGGAACCAUUAGAAGAGCCGUCUAUGGGCUUCAACCCUUUCCUGUUGGAAAUGAGCAGAGUUUAGGAGUAUCCAGAAAAUUUUGAUCUGGAAUUCCAAUUCAACUUGAACAGGUCUGGACACAUACAUAUGAAAUUAAAAAAAAUAGUGUAAUUCAUUGUCUCUGGUAUUAGACGUGCCUUUAGUGUUAAUUUAAACCAAUGCAUCACUCUUACUUUGCAUUGGAACAAAAUUCAUUUAAAUCUUGUGAAAGAGAACAUCAGUUGCAAUUGAUGCCCCCCCCUUUUUUUUUUAAUUCAACAUGUGACAGUGCCUGUUAUGCGAAAACUAGCAUAUCAAAGACAAAAAAAUUGUUGAAAUUGUACUUGCGGGAUGAUAUUUAACCAUGUAUAGUUUACUUCUUAUAUGUGCAUAAGUGAUUUUUAAUGGUUUUGUCUUUAACAUGUAUCGCGGAAAUGUCAACCGUGUUGUUUCGGGAAUUAGAAUAUAGAAAUAGAGUUAUCGGACUUGCAAUGUAAUUUUGAGAAGAACCGCGCAAACCCGCAUGGCCGCAUUGAUCAUGGAUCCCAUAGACAAAGUUUGUAGUACAGUUAAUGAUUCUACAACAACCCAGCAGCUUGUAGAAGUUCUGCAAAAUGCAAAUCAAUUUGCCAUUGCAACAGCAGUUGGAGGUUUGUAUUAGCACAUCCCGCUGUAAAGUAAAAUUUAAAUCUGAUGCAGUCAUUAUGAACCUUUUUGUGUGGAUUUUGUCGGCAAGUCAAUUUGCAGAAAUAAAAAUUAAUUUUGUAAAAUAGAAUUUAUGGCUGAUUAAUUAUAUCAAUCUAUUAUGAAAAUGAAAAGAUUAUUUGGGGUUAGUGUCAGAGAGACAGCACUCCAUCCAUGAGAAAAACAGAGGGAAUUAUAAAAUUUAGAUGUCUCCAAAAAAUCCGUCACAUAAGAUGGAAGUGGAAUAAAAGAAGCACAACAAACACAGGACAUGAACCUCCAAAAAAGAAAAAAGCUCCAAAGAUAUUUAAAACAGAUAUCACAGAAGACAUUGCUCAAGGGGAUAUGACAGAAAAUGAGGCAGUUGAAGCUAUGAAGCAAGAACUAGAGAAACCAAAAAAGGAACAGAAUAAGGCCUUGAUUUUAAAGGUUCAAAGGCGUACAUUCAACAAAAGGAGGCAAUUUCUGCCUUCUGUGCGGGACGGUGAUCUACAGUGUAUCGUGCAGAAAUACCCAGUACUGUCAUAUCCAGAAUUUAUACAUAAAGAAUUUGAGAUCUUAAAACCAGAACUUAAGAAGGAAGUGCUUACUGACAGGUGGACAGAUAUGCUUAGGAUUCUUGAUGAAAUCCUCAACACAGAUCAGGAAAGUGACAUUGAGGACGAUGAUGUAAAUAAGGAUGGGGAUAUGGCAAUCUUGACAGUUCUGAAGGCAGUGGAGGUACAAAUUCAGUACAAAACAAAAAAGGAAGCUGAUUUGAUCUCUUUGGUUAAUGUCAAAAACCCAGUGCUGACCACAAAAGCCUCAAGUCCUCCAAGGGCAGUGAUCCUGCAGAAUGAGGAUGGCACAGUCAACAGUUGCUAUGUUGUUGGUGACAAACUUGAGUUUAGAGUCGGGAAAGACAUUAAAGAAUUAUUACAGUUUCUGUUAAUGAUUUACUAUGUUUUUGAUAUGAACUAUCCAAAGUGUUACCAACUAUUGGGCUUCCUGCAAGUUGCCCUAUUUCGGGAUAGUGCCCCUUUUUUCAGGUGCUCUAGAUUUAGCAAGUUUGAAAAAGAAUAUGUAGACAAAAGAGAUUCAGCAAAUGUUUAAUUAAUUUACACAGUAAUGAAGAUCUGUAUUGGCCACUCUAGAUCAAUUCCUAGGUAAUCAGAUUUCCCGCUUGUUUGAAUUUGCCAAGAAUUUUUUUUCUCCCGCGUCAGGUCUGGUGUCUCCUGGUUUUUUGGAAGCAGUUGUGUUUUCGAAAUGAAUUUGGCAUUCAGAUGAAUAAUAUUGAUUCAUUUUCAUUUCAUAAGUUUCAAAUAUGUAUUUUAUAUUACUAUUAUUACUUUUUUAUGGAAAUUACUCUCAUUGUUAAACUAAUAAUCCAACAUAUGGUUGAAUUCUUUGAUUCAACAAACAAGAAAUUAAUUUGGAGUGGCCUUACCUUUAUAUUUUGAUUUAAAUUACAAGACAUUGUUCAAUUUUUGCCACUUUUUCCUAGCUGUUUUAUAUGUCAAUUUUGUUUAUCUGCCACAUUUGAAUCUCAUAUGAUUUGUAAGUUUGUUGUAAUGAUUAGAGUAGUAUCAUUAGGAUAACAGAGGUUAGUGUAUUAUUUUUUUUUUAUAUAGCAUUAAGAAUUUAAGAGAAAACUAGGGGCUUAUGGUUUACCGGUACUCAGUUUUAGUAAAUGUAUGGAUAUUUCUUAUUUUGACAAUAAUUUUAAACAAAAAAUUCAUAAAAAUGCUUGUGAAAUUAUGUGAAUCAUUGUUCAAUUAUCUCUCUGAAAAUUUCAGUUGAAAAAGAUAGAAAUGUUUAUGUUACACUAUACCCCUUUAUGUUUGUUGUCCAUAUUUUUUGUAUACAAAUCAUGCAUGUCAGACAGCCAUGUGACCUUUGUAAUGGUUUUUUUGUAUGAUGUUGAAUUUACAUAUUCUGUAUGUUGUAUCAUGUUUGAGAUAUUCAUAUUUUUUAGUUUUAUGUAGUGAGAAUUUUAUUUUAUCUUUUUUCAUAACUGUUUGCAAAUGUGUCUUGCAAACACACAUGUAUGUACACUGUUUGAAUAAUGAAAUUCUUUGUGCAUUUCUUAUCUGCUUUUGUAGAGAAACUUUUUGAAAAAGAUUUGGAAAUUUCAUUGUAAUGCUAUUUGAUGUGGCAUUUAUUUUGAUAAUUGUAUCAAACAAAAAAUUAAAAUGCAUUUGGACCAGUGAAAAUAGCAUACAAAUUUAACAUCCAAUUUUUUAUAGGUUUUUAGCUCACCGGAGCUGAAAGCUCAAGUGGGCUUUUCUGAUCACCCGUAUUCCGGCGUCCGUCCGUCUGUAAACUUUUCACAUUUUCAACUUCUUCUCAACAACCACUGGGCCAAUUUCAACCAAAGUUGGCACAAAACAUCCUUAGGUAAAGGGAAUUCUAAAUUGUUGAAAUAAAGGGCCAGUCCACCUUCCAAGGGGAGAUAAUCAAGAAAAAGGUAAAAAUAGGGUAGGGUCAUUAAAAAAUCUUCUUCUCAAGAACCACUGGGCCAGAAAAGAUGAAAUUUAUAGAUAAGCUUUAUUAGGUAGUGCAGAUUCUAAAUUGUUAAAAUCAUGGCCCCCAGGGGUCGGAUGGGGCCACAAUAGGGGAUCAAAGUUUUACAUACAAAUAUAUAGGAAAAAUCUUCUUUUCAAGAACCAUUGGGCCAAAGAAGUUCACAUUUACAUGAAAGCUUUCUGACAUAGUGUAGAUUCAAGUUUGCAAAAACCAUGGCCUCCAGGGGUAGGUUUGGGGCCAUAAUAGGGACUACGGUUUUACAUGCAAAUAGAUAUGGAAAAUCUUCUGAUAUGGACCAAGGUGACUCAGGUGAGCGAUGUGGCCCAUGGGCCUCUUGUUUCCUUUUGAAUUUGAAAUCAUACUUUACUUUUUCAUAAGUAAGCAUGUGUGAUAACAGAAUAGUUUUUGUGGCAGUGUCUGGUUGUUUUGGGGAAAUAUCUGAAACUCAAAAUACAUUUGUAUUGCAAAAUUAAUGUUUUAGCAAAAACAUAUGACUAGUUGCAGUUUUUUUUUUACAUUUUGGACCUUGAACACUGCAUGCCUGUAUAUAGUUCAUAUCUAUAAUCUGUUAAUGUCUGUUGAUGUUUUUCAUGAUAUUUUGACCAUUGAAAAAUUCUGAAGAAACUAAAUCAAAAUUAAGAUAAUUAAGAUUUAUAUAAACAUAUAUAAUGUUUAUUGUUUGGUAGUGCCUUUUUGGCGGGUGUACAGUACAUUGCAUUAUGACAUUAUUUACACCCUUUGUGGUUAAAUUUGAUACCUUUUUUUAUGAAUAAUGAAUGAUCAAAGGAAUUAAGUUUUAUUGAACAACUAGUCGAUACAUAGAAAAAUCUGUUAUUAUUGUUAAAAAGAGAUUUGAUAUUCUUCAAAUAACUUAAAUGAUUCACUGGUUUUUUUUUAUUGCAGUAGACCAGUUUUAUUCUAGUUUGUAGUAAACCAACAUUAAUGUACAGUGCUUAAGUUUGAAAUUUCAUUUUGAUUUUAAUGAGUCUAAAAUGAAUUUUUUAAAUUGUGUGUCAAGUAAAGUCAUAAUUUAGAUGCAUUUCUUAUGUGUAAAGAACAUCAUUAUUUUGAUCAAAUAUAAAGUUGUUUGUAUAUAUAGGGGCAAAACAGAAGUAUGUCAUAAAUAUUCUUUCAUAUAUGAAUUUAAACAUGCAUCAUUGAAAAAUAUACGGGUAGUACAUGCAUUUUGUAUUUGCGCUAUUGUUCUGUUUAUUUGAUGCCUCUUAAUAAAGUUUUUUAUAGAAUGAAA
Molecule: messenger RNA, 4712 nt
Organism: Ostrea edulis (European flat oyster)
Lineage: Eukaryota; Metazoa; Mollusca; Bivalvia; Ostreida; Ostreidae
Exons: 6
Coding region: 1133-2050 (305 amino acids)
Source: RefSeq, a predicted model, not a curated record